GAAGCAGUCGAGUUCCCGUUUCCGAGAUCAAGCUAUCUUCAUUCUCCAUUUCUCUUCAAACUAUUUCUCCAUUGUUCUUCAAGAAUUCUUUAUACUCAAAUUUCACAUUCUGAAACAAUUUCCCUAAAAUUGAUCAGAGGGACGAAGCGGAAGAGAAAUCUGAGGAAGCGUUUGGCUAGAGGAGAAUCUUCACAUUAGUGUUUAUAUUAUGAUGCCAAUCUCUCAAUCUCUCAGUCUCUAUAUCCCUAUGUUUGAUCAGAUCCUCCUCUGAAGAGUUUGAUCUUAAUAAUGGAGGGGAAACCAAAGAGGAGAGCUGCUGCAGAGAAUGGGGAAACGGCCGAAGACUUAGUCCUUGCAACAUUAAUUGGGAAUGGCGAGGACCUUGGUCCAAUUGUUAGACAUGCAUUUGAAAUGGGCCGUCCAGAAACUCUCCUUCAUCAGUUGAAGAACGUUGUAAAGAAGAAGGAAAUUGAAAUUGAAGAGUUGUGCAAGAUCCACUAUGAGGAAUUUAUUCGUGCAGUUGAUGAACUUCGUGGGGUUUUGGUUGAUGCUGAAGAGCUGAAGGCCGAACUAUCAACUGAUAAUUUUAAAUUGCAAGAGGUUGGGAGUGUGCUUUUGAUUCGACUUGAAGAGCUUCUUGAAUGUUAUUCAAUUAAACAAAAUGUGACUGAAGCGAUCAAAAUGUCCCAGAUUUGUGUUCAGGUGGUUGAUCUUUGUGUCAAGUGCAAUGAUCAUAUUUCUAAAGGCCACUUUUACCCUGCAUUGAAAACUGUUGAUCUGAUUGAGAAGAAUUAUCUGCAUAACAUUUCUGUCAAGACCCUAAAAAUGAUCAUUGAGACAAGAAUUCCUGUGAUCAAAUCUCAUAUUGAGAAGAAAGUGUCCACCCAAUUUAAUGAAUGGCUCGUUCAUGUAAGGAGUUCUGCUAAGGUUAUUGGGCAAACAGCUAUAGGCUAUGCAGCAACUGCUCGCCAAAGAGAUGAAGAAAUGUUAGAACGUCAGAGGAAGGCUGAGGAACAGAACAUUUCUGGGCUAGGAGAUUUUGCAUAUACUUUAGAUGUUGGAGAUAUUGAUGAGGACUCCAUUCUAAAGUUUGACCUUGUACCUCUUUAUCGAGCAUAUCACAUUCAUACAUGUCUUGGGAUCAAAGAGCAAUUUCGUGAAUAUUACUACAGAAAUCGAAUGUUGCAGCUUAAUUCCGACUUACAGAUUUCUUCUUCUCAGCCCUUUAUCGAAUCGUAUCAGACCUAUUUAGCUCAAAUUGCGGGAUAUUUCAUAGUGGAGGAUCAUGUCAUGAGGACUGCCGAAGGGCUAUUAUCAGCUGAACAGGUUGAAGCAAUGUUGGAAACUGCUGUUAGCAAGGUGACAUCAGUUCUUGAGGUACAAUUUUCCCUCAUGGAUUCUGCAACUCACCUUCUCCUGGUGAAGGAUUACGUUACUCUUCUGGCAUCUACUUUUAGACAAUAUGGAUAUGAAGUUGGGCCGGUUCUCGAGACUUUGAACAAAAGCCGGGACAAAUACCACGAACUUCUUUUGGAAGAGUGUCGGCAACAAAUAGUGGAUGUCCUAGCUAAUGACUCCUAUGAGCAGAUGGUUCUGAAAAAAGAUAGUGAUUAUGAAAACAACGUUCUCGCUUUUAAUCUCCAGACUUCUGAGAUAAUACCUGCAUUCCCAUUUAUAGCACCAUUUUCUUCUACCGUUCCUGAUGUCUGCCGCAUUGUGAGGUCCUUCAUUAAAGGGUGUGUCGAUUACUUGACCUACAGUGUACAUUCUAAUCUUUUUGAGGUUGUGAAGAAAUAUUUGGACAGGCUCUUAAUUGAUGUUUUAAAUGAAGCAAUACUCAAUAUUAUCCAUGGUGCAUCCAUUGGUGUUUCUCAAGCAAUGCAAAUUGCUGCGAAUAUUACCGUUUUGGAAAGAGCGUGUGACUAUUUCAUCAGGCAUGCAGGUCAGUUGUGUGGAAUGCCUCUUCGAUCAGUCGAGAGGCCACAAAGCGGUUUUGCUGCGAAAGUCGUUCUUAAAACAUCAAGGGAUGCAGCUUAUAUUGCGUUGUUGACUUUGGUGAACAACAAGUUAGACGAGUUUAUGGCUCUUACAGAGAAUAUUGGUUGGACUUCUGAGGAGGUUACUGCAAAUGCAAAUGAUUAUAUAAAUGAAGUCCUCAUUUAUCUCGACACAAUAAUGUCCACUGCACAACAGAUUUUACCGAUGGAAGCUUUGUACAAGGUUGGGAGUGGCGCUCUCGAUCAUAUCUCCUACUCUAUAGUUUCAGCUUUUCUUAGCGACAGUGUCAAAAGGUUUAAUGCGAAUGCAGUCAUGAGCAUCAACAAUGAUCUGAAAAUGCUGGAAGCUUUUGCAGACGAGAGAUUUCACAGCACGGGAUUGAGUGAAAUCUACGGAGGAGGAAGUUUCCGAAGCUGCUUAAUCGAAGCCCGACAACUAAUCAACCUUUUGCAGAGCAGUCAGCCGGAGAACUUCAUGAAUCCAGUGAUAAGACAGAAGAAUUACAACAUGUUGGAUUAUAAGAAAGUGGCUAGUAUAUGUGAGAAGUUCAGGGACUCUCCUGAUGGGAUAUUUGGGAGCCUUUCUAGUAGAAAUACAAAGCAAAACACACGCAAGAAAUCAAUGGAUAUGCUGAAGAGAAGACUGAAAGAUUUUAACUGAGGCUUGAAGAUUUGUUUUUCUCCAUUACUUAUUGAAUAAUACAUGUACAGUAGCUAUUUAUUUGGAUGAUCUAUAUUAUUUUAUUUGUUGCCUUAAUUUUAGGCAAUAAAGCCACAUAGUUGGUUCUUCUUUGUGCUUAAAAAUGCAAUGUAACUAAAAGGGAAAAGAUUUUUGGUCAGUCCCCUUUGUUGCAUCAUUGUUGAUUUUCAUGACUUUGUGUAUAUAUAUAUAUAUAUUGAAACA
Benincasa hispida (wax gourd) is the source of this 2901-nucleotide messenger RNA. RefSeq names its product exocyst complex component SEC15A-like. Gene Ontology annotation, cellular component: exocyst; membrane. NCBI's taxonomy places the organism in Eukaryota, Viridiplantae, Streptophyta, Magnoliopsida, Cucurbitales, Cucurbitaceae. Gene Ontology annotation, biological process: intracellular protein transport; exocytosis; Golgi to plasma membrane transport. The record is from RefSeq and is a predicted model, not a curated record.